Messenger RNA from Myotis lucifugus (little brown bat), 2017 nucleotides. RefSeq names its product neurofibromin 2 (gene NF2). Gene Ontology annotation, biological process: regulation of organelle assembly; regulation of cell shape; regulation of gliogenesis. Gene Ontology annotation, molecular function: cell adhesion molecule binding; actin binding. The record is from RefSeq and is a predicted model, not a curated record. Gene Ontology annotation, cellular component: apical part of cell; plasma membrane; adherens junction. Lineage: Eukaryota; Metazoa; Chordata; Mammalia; Chiroptera; Vespertilionidae.
GCGUGGACGGUGACAGCCACGCGCGCACGUGCGCGCCCGGCCGCCGCGCGCCCCCGAGAUCUCCAGCCGCCGCGGCGAGGCGCGCGCGAUCGGGGUCGCCGCCGUCUAGGGGCCGGGUCCUGGUGACCUCAGCGUCCCCGACCCGAGUCCCGGAGAGCCGGGCGGGUUCCACCCCGUCGGUCCCAGCUCGCGUUCCCUCCCGACGGCCGCCAGGGCCCGCCCCGCGACUCCCCUUUUCCGCUCCCGGGGCAGGGUCCUCGCGGCCCAUGCUGGCUGCUGGGGGCCCGCGCCGCCUAGACAGUUCCCGGGCCGGCCGGCCGGCCACCAUGGUCGCCCUGAGGCCUGUGCGGCUCCUCCAGGGAGGCUAACAGUCCCAGCGCGCAGGCCUGGGGACGCGAGGGUCCCGGGCCUGAGCCCCGAACCAUGGCCGGGGCCAUCGCUUCCCGCAUGAGCUUCAGCUCGCUCAAGAGGAAGCAGCCCAAGACGUUCACCGUGCGGAUCGUCACCAUGGACGCCGAGAUGGAGUUUAAUUGCGAGAUGAAGUGGAAAGGGAAGGACCUGUUCGACUUGGUGUGCCGGACCCUGGGGCUGCGGGAAACCUGGUUCUUCGGGCUGCAGUACACGAUCAAGGACACCGUGGCCUGGCUCAAGACGGACAAGAAGGUGCUGGAUCAUGAUGUUUCGAAGGAAGAGCCGGUCACCUUCCACUUCCUGGCCAAGUUUUACCCCGAGAACGCCGAGGAGGAGCUGGUUCAGGAGAUCACACAGCAUUUAUUCUUCCUGCAGGUGAAGAAGCAGAUCUUGGAUGAGAAGAUCUACUGCCCGCCAGAGGCCUCGGUGCUGCUGGCUUCGUACGCCGUCCAGGCCAAGUACGGCGACUACGACCCCUCUGUUCACAAGCGGGGAUUUCUGGCCCAAGAGGAAUUGCUUCCAAAAAGGGUAAUAAAUCUGUAUCAGAUGACUCCAGAAAUGUGGGAGGAGAGAAUCACAGCCUGGUACGCGGAGCACCGAGGCCGGGCCAGGGACGAGGCCGAGAUGGAAUAUUUGAAGAUAGCGCAGGACCUGGAGAUGUAUGGCGUGAACUACUUCGCCAUCCGGAACAAGAAGGGCACGGAGCUGCUGCUCGGCGUGGACGCGCUGGGGCUUCACAUCUACGACCCCGAGAACAGGCUGACCCCCAAGAUCUCCUUCCCGUGGAACGAAAUCCGCAACAUCUCCUACAGCGACAAGGAGAUGCGGUCGGAGGAGACGGCCGACCUGCUGGCGGAAAAGGCCCAAAUCACCGAGGAGGAGGCGAAGCUCCUGGCGCAGAAGGCUGCGGAGGCCGAGCAGGAGAUGCAGCGCAUCAAGGCCACGGCCAUCCGGACGGAGGAGGAGAAUCGUGUGAUGGAGCAGAAGGUGCUGGAGGCCGAGGUGCUGGCGCUGAAGAUGGCCGAGGAGUCCGAGAGGAGGUCAGAGGCGGGAAACCGUCAAGCGUGUCCGAGACUUGCUUUAGCUGAGGAAAUGGUGGAGUACAUGGAGAAGAGCAAGCACCUGCAGGAGCAGCUCAAUGAACUCAAGACGGAGAUCGAGGCCUUGAAGCUCAAAGAGAGGGAGACGGCCCUGGACAUUCUGCACAACGAGAACGCCGACCGGGGUGGCGGCACCGGCAGCAAGCACAACACCAUCAAGAAGCCUCAAGCCCAAGGCAGAAGACCUAUCUGCAUUUGAGCCCUCAAACUCACCUUGCAGAGCGCCAAGUCCCGAGUGGCCUUCUUCGAAGAGCUCUAGCUGGGGACCCGCCGCCCCAGGAUCUACCGCUGCCGCCGCUGCUGCUGCUGCUGCUCCGGCUGAUGGUCCACCAUCGUGGGAGCCGGUGCAGGUGGCGGGCCGGGACCCCCGGGAGAGCACAGAGCUCUCCCCGGCCAAGGGGAGCGCCCACCCUCUCGUGUGCAAUGGCCUCGAACUGUGAGCCUGCGGAGGUUUCUCCCACGGGGCUCUGGUCCUCCUGACCUGUCUUUAAAUGUCUUCGGAAGUA